UAAUAGCCUUGGAAUCUAAUUACAAUUAGUUACAAUUAAUUCAUAAAAAGUGGAUACAUUUGUGUUCUUAUAUUUCAAAUAAUAAUACCCAUGUCUACUGGUUUUACGUUUAAUAAAAAGUAGGUUUCAAAUGUAAUUUUUAAUUGUUUUACUAUUCCCAUCGCCUUAGUUUUAUUUUUGUAUUAAUCAAAGUAGUAGUUAUUGAUACUUGUAAACAUAACGAAGACUAAAACCAAGGACGGACAUAGAACAGUUAAGUUGUAACUUCUAAAUCAUGGCCACGGCGGCAAAGAAAAUGAUUCCAGAAGAUUUCUUAAAAAAUGUUCUCCAAAAUGGAGUUGGACGCUAUGUUUGUCAACUACAACGAAUAACUUUCCGAUUUUGCAAGUCACAUGGGGGAAGCAGGCACAUGAGGCGAGUGUUAAAAAUGAUUAUCAUUUUCAUUUAUGAUUAUGAUUCAUCAUAGUAAAUCAUAUUAUCAUUACUUACUAACAAGACAGUAACAACCAUUUUAUUUAGUUUUAGUUAGUAGGCUGCAGCUAUUAAAUUACUAUAUAAUAAAUAUACUAUACUAUUCAUUGGAUUGGUAAUUUGAUACUCCAUUAUUACCGGUAGCUUGUAGUGUAGUAAGUUGUAGGCAGCUAUUGAAAAUAUAAAAAAAACCAAUAAUUAGUGAUAGAAAAGAUGAUUUAAAAUGAUGUAAAUUAUUGUAAAUGUAUUCAAUAGGAUGAUUGUCGUCACUGUAUUGCAGUCCUCAGAACGGCGGUCCCAAAUUAAAAAUAUAAUACUUUAACUUUCAUUAGAAAGUGUCCGGCUACCAGCCUAAAAGCCGCCGAUUAAUUGGCAAUUGGUGACAUAAUUUUGUUUACUUCAAAUUUUGUUUGCAGACUAAUUAACUGAUUAUUACUUGUAAAAAUAUAAAUAAACAAUACUAUGUCCGGCAGACCGCAAGCGAUGGUUCAUAUUUCAAUUUGUCAGGAAAAAGUCUACAAAUUCAUGACUCAACGCUGAAGGCAUUGUAUGCUUUGGUUAGUGUGGCUUGCUGAACACCGUCUAACAUAAAACAGCAAUUCAACAGAGAUAAUUGUUGUUUCUGUCUUGCAUUUUUCUUUCUUUUUCUUCUUUUUUUUCUUUUAUACAAUUUUUUUAUUUCAGGAGAUGAUGAUGAUGAUGAAGAACCUGAUGAGGAUCGCAAGCUUAAAAAAAUUAAUAAAUUUAAUUUUGAAUUCACCAAUUACCGGACACUUUCUAACGAAAAGUAGUGUAAUUUUAAUUUGGGACCAUCAUUCUCAGGAGUGCUGGUAUGAGUAUAUUGCCAAAAAACGUGUGUUGACGUUUCCCUUCCCCCCAGUAUCAUACAGCUAUCUAUAUUAGGUCUAUAUUAUAAAUAAUAAUUGUAUAGCAGUAUAGCCAAAUCUGAGCAUGAGGAAGGCUACAGCAGACAGCGCUAAAACCGUACUAUAGAAUUUAUAUGUAGUGCAGAGGUGUUGUCUCUUGUACUAAAUAGUAAUAAAUGAACCGGGCAAUACUUCGCCAGCAUCAUUGAAAGCGGGUUUUUAAAGUUCCUAUUUUGGUUUGAUUUGAUUGGCUGGACUACCAAUAGCUGCCUAGGAGCUAUUGUUAGUAAGCUACCAAUAGGCACUUUCUAUUAGUAUUUAUUAUGCUUUUUUAUUUUUUUACGAGGCUAACUUUCUUCAAACUAUUACUAGUAGUUUAAGUUAGUUUGCUGGCAUCGGUCCAUCACAAUGUGUCGAUGGUGUAGACUUCGUGGGACAAAAUCCACAAGGCCUGGGGUUAUUCUUCUAGGAUUAUAACCUGGUUCCCAAAAGCAAAUCACCUCUCUCCACGCCGCUGGAUAACCCAAAAGAACAUCAUGUGGAUGAUACAGCUUGGCACCAGUGGUGUCGCGGAGUUAUUGGAAUGUUUUAACUGUAUCAAUGUUAUCCGCCUAUGGGACUCCAUCUCCAGGCUUGAAUUCUGAGUUUCCUUCUCUUAGAUGAAGAGCCAUCCAAUGUUAGUCCCAUCCACCUGGGGUGUUGGUGAUUUUUUUCGCUUGACUUGGCUUUGGUGGUGAUUGAACUCCAGACCAUCAACUUAAAAUUUGCUCAGUUUAGACCACUCGGCCACUAAUAAGUUAAUUAUUAAUAUUAUUAUUAUAGUAGCUACUAAGUUGUCUACAUACUUGUAGUUGUAGUCAUAAGUAGUACCGGUAGUAGAAAAUCACCAGGGUCGCCUACCUGUGACUGGGAUUCUAGAUGUUUGAUUUAUGUUUAUGUAAAUCUACAUGGCUUUUUACCUUUUUAGUUAUUCUAGCUGUUAUUUUGGUAUAUAGGCCUUCUUUCUAUUAUCUCUGUCCUAUUAGUGGAUGGGACUCGUUAACCUUGGAUGGCAACUCAUCUCAGAGAAGACAAACUCUGAAAUCAAACCAGGAGACAGAGUCUCUCAGGUGGUAUGACAUUGAUACCAUGAAAAUUCUGACAACUCCUGCAACAUAGAAUGCAUAAAGAGUACUGUGAGACACAAGUCAUUUGGUCAUCUACUACAUCCUGGUCUACUUCCAGUCGUCUUGACCUAUUCAUGCCCUUGGAAUAAAUAGGCAAGGACGGGAGAGUGAAGCUGACAAUUUGAGCAACUGUAUCUCACUUAAACGACAUAUGGUUCAAGUCAUGGCUACUACUCAUGUUGAAGCAUUAAUCAUCUUAGCAAAUGAAGGACAAGCAAUAUUAGUAAUCAAUCAAUCACUUACUAUGUCUCUAAAGUCUAAUCUAACCACUUUCGCUAGAAUCAGAUUCAAAUACAGCACAUGCUACACAAGACAGUAUUUUUGACCCUCUUUUAAAAUUUGUGUACAGUUACGGACUCGGACAUAUUGAUCAAAAUCAGAUCAGUUCAAUCCCAUUAUACUUUAUAGGCCUAUUUGAUAGCCUACAUUAUUUUUGUGUAUAUUCAAUAUACCGGUAAUCAUAAAGUGAUGAAUUAUAAAAAAAAAUAAUUAUAUAUAGGCCCUUCAGUUUCGGCCAACUGAAUUUUUUUUUUUUUUGGUUGAAAGUAGGGCAGCAAAAGUCUUGGCUAACCCAAGACAACCCUAGCCCUAGCUACCCCACUGAUUAUACAAUAAUUUUUUUUUAAAUUAAAUAUCAAUGAUUUUUUUAAAAAAAAUGAUUGGUGAAUAAUUACUAGCUGUCGCUCAAUACCAGCCAAACAAACCAGAAAUCUUUCCUUGAUGUCAUGAUCAAGUCCUGAAAACCUUAUCAUUCACUCCAAUGAAUAAUUACAGUGGGGAAGUGGUUAAAUAAAAACUGCUUUCUUUUGUGUUCAUCUCCACAUUUUAGUCGCAACUUGUUGUGAUUGUAGUUUUAUUCAUCUUUUUUUCCAGAGAUUUUAUUGAGAAUCACAUGUUAGAUUUCUCACAGAAACAUCCAGGAGUGGUUGUUUACCUGCAGCCCAGAAGGAAUAGACCACCUUCUAUUGUUGCAGAAUACUGUAUGUUUUCACUAUAUUUAUAAAUUAUGUAAAUGGGAGGGAUUAUAAAAAAUUCAAAGCUUUUUAAUUGGGAUUUUCUCUUAUAAAUGUUCCCUAAAGGGAAUUGCAUUUUUUUUUUUAAAUACCUACAAAAAAAAAUACUUGGAUAAAUAUUAAUUAAUAAUAAUAGUGUUUCAAAUUGUGAUAAUUAUUAUAUAUGCCCUGUUCAUUUAGUAUGAAAGAUCUCUUAAAUUUUGGCUAUUAUGAAUUUGAAAUUCAAAACAUAAGUUAGUUUUCAACUCUCUUACACAGUGCUCUAUUUAAUAUGAGCCAAACUCUUUAAAUAAUACAUCUUUAGCAUUUCGUUUCUUUGAUUUUGUAAAGAUGGCUCAGACACUGCUUUUUGUUAUCAGUCAUAUAAUUACAAAUGAUUUAAAUAUAUUUUAUUGAUAAAAUGUAAAAAAUGCUGUUAUUAUUCGAUUCUUAAUUUUUCUUAAUAUUUAUUCAUUGCAUUUAAGAAAUGAAUACUUUACUUUUUUCACCUUAGUAAUAGUAAUAGUCUAUUGUUAAAAAUCAGCCAUUUAUCAAUACAAGUGGUUCUUAAUGGGUGUGUCACCGUGAAGUUGUAUACUGCGAGAUUAGCUAAGUGUGCCACAAAGCUUUUGAGACUUUCUGAUAUUGUUACAUUGUUAGUAAAAGUAAAAAGUAAUCAAAAUAAUUUCACUAAAGAUUUCAAAUUUUAAAAAAAAAAUAGAGAAUAACAUACAAGAACUUAAACUUAUCUCACAUGGUAUUUAUUGGCUUACAAUAUCUCAUCUAACACGCACAAAACUAAAAUAAAAAAAUAACCCCAAAAUAUUCCAGAACACUGACUAUAAAUGACCUCACAGCAGCAAGCUAAUAAAAAAUGACUGGUGCAUGCAAGCUGUGUGUUCUCAAGACUGAGGCUAUAUGUUGAUCCCCUCCUGCAUUGUUGCCAACUCAGACCUUGUGUGCCGCAGGAGCUCACUACAUAGGAUAUUUUGUCAUGAACAAUACAGUGUUGAGAAUCACUGAUCUAUAUGAUUUAAAAUUUGUUCGUUUUUAUAAAUGGGGCCGUCCAUAAAGUACGUCAUGCUAUUUUUUACCAUUUUUAACCCUCCCUCGUCACAAACUGUCACAAAUCUCCGCACAGAACCCCCCCCCCCCCCCAAAGUACGUCACACUUUCAAACAAUUUUUUAAAAAAAUUAACACCUAAUUAAAAUUUAAUCUAAAACACACUUCACUAUUAAACUGUAUUAAAAUAUAAAAUUUCAACUUAAUUUCCACUAUCACAUUAUUAUAAUGACUUUAAUAGUUGAAUAGUUAAUUGUCAACAGUUGUCACAGUUAUGCAUUGAAGCAGUAACUCAAUCUAGAUUGAAUUUGAAAACAAAAAUUGCAAAAAUUAGUCAAGACAAUUAUAUAAUACACAUCAUUUAUCUGCUGCUUUUUCAUUUACAAUAGGUGAGGUCAAGUUUUAGAUAAUCUUCCGAUAAUGCAAUCUUUUUACACAGGUUAAGAAGUAUAUUAGAGAAACUUGACCUCACCAAAUGAUUAAAUUAUAAAAAGGACAGUGACAUAAUUAUGCAGAGGACAACAUAGAAAUAAUAAUACUUCAGGAAAAACGAAAGCAAUACAUAAAACAAGGCUUCGCAUCAGCAUACUAGCGCUCCUAGCGAGAGGAAUCGUGAACAACACAUUCAGGAGAUACGCAUUUCAUGCUAUUUUGACAUAAAACUAAUUCAAAUGAUACACAAAAUUUUAGAAAAUUAUUUUUAAAGCUAUUAAAUUCCACUAAAAAAAAUAAAAAAUAAAUUAGAAAUUAAAAAAAAAUUUAAUUAAUGUGUGACGUCACACAUGGCCUGACUCCCCCCCUCCCCCGUCACUAACUGUCACACUUUCUUACACCCCCUCCCCCCUCCGGAGUGUGACGUACUUUAUGGACGGCCCCAAAGCAGUUUCAACUCAAGAUCAGAUAUAUUUUUUUAAUUAGCAUGAUAUUUUAAUUAAUGUUAUAUUUAAUGUUUAUUCUUUCUAAAAGUGAAUGGAGGCAGAGAAGUACUUCUAAUGUCAGGAAAAGAGCCAGGAGAAAUAUGUAAAUGGACUGAACAUUUGCGGACAAGAUCAGGGAUUCAAAUUGUUAAAAUGAUCAAUAACAUUCACACAGAGACUCCAAGCACUCAGGGCAUAUGGCAUCCAUUUAUGUUUAGAGAUACUGAAUGGGCAGUUACUAAAUUCCCAAGCAAAAAGGCUUCUGAGGUGUUGAAAAUAGGGCUAACUGCUACAGAUCUUGUCCUGGAGGAACAACAAGGGGAGCCUCUUAUUGACAGCAUGAAUACGUGUAAAAUAGAUGAUAAAUGAGUUAUAAUUAUUUGAAUUAAAUGGGAUUUUCUAUAAUCAAAUUGUUAUUUUUUUUAAUUGCUUUGUGAGAAAGGAUUGCUUAUUUUUUUGUUUAUCUUCAUUUCUUGGUCC
This is a messenger RNA of Lymnaea stagnalis (great pond snail), 5956 nucleotides long. The record is from the annotation of a GenBank genome assembly. NCBI's taxonomy places the organism in Eukaryota, Metazoa, Mollusca, Gastropoda, Lymnaeidae.